AUGUCCCUUUGGGUACUCGACGUGCUCGCGCUACUUCCCCAAAAAUGGCAAAACUGGAUUCUACCCCCAUUCAGCAUCCCGACUGUUCAAAAUGACCCAUCAAAGGUCCAGCUAAGCCGCAUCGCGCACGUCUACUUUGAUCACCAUGAUCUAGAAGCAUUCGCCAGGUUUGCCAAAGAUUUCGGGUUCAUCGAGGCAGAGCGCAAGGGCAAGACAAUCUACUAUCGUGGUUAUGGCAAAGACCCUUACAUUUACGUCGCCUCGCAGAGCUCUACAUCGAAGUCGCAGUUCAAGGGCGCUGCCUUCGUGGUAAAGGACGAAGAAAAUUUCAACAAGGCCGCGAAUCUACCAGGCGCUAUCCGCAAGACGCUGGAUGAUGCCCCUGGAGGCGGCGAGAUGAUCACCUUUGCUCGUCCCAACGGAACUUUUCUGCAUGUGGUACACGGUCAGGCUGAGCUCAAGAUAGACGGCACGAAAGAGGCACCAACAGCAACACAUGAAUCUCAUGGACCCUUCAAUUACCCCUUUGAAAAGCUUCGUAGAGGCCAGUUUCAGCGAUACCACGACGGCCCUGCCUUAGUCCACAAGCUUGGGCACUACGGCUACGUAUGCAAGGAGUUUGAGACCGAAUUGGAAUUCUACACAGGCAGCUUCAAUUUCGUUCAUUCCGAUAUCCUAUAUCUGCCUCAGUUCCCGGAUAGGGACGUCAUGACGUUCAUGCAUCUGGAUCUUGGUGCAGAAUAUACCGACCAUCAUACGUUGUUCUUGCAGCGUGCUCCGCCAACGGCUCGUGAGACAUAUGUUCAUCAUACUUCUUAUGAGGUGGCCGAUUUUGAUACACAGUUAAUGGGCCACCAUUACCUUGCUAAGAAGGGGUGGACGAGCGUAUGGGGUGUUGGGCGGCAUAUUUUAGGAAGUCAAAUCUUUGAUUAUUGGUAUGACAGUUCCAGGUUCAAAAUUGAACAUUAUGCAGAUGGGGAUGUGGUGAAUCAAGAUAAUCCAACAAGAAAAGAAGCUGUUGGGCCGUUAUCUGUUUGGGGUCCAGAGCUGCCCAAGGAUUUUGGAGAUAACAAAGCAACAUAA
Molecule: messenger RNA, 1083 nt
Organism: Penicillium macrosclerotiorum
Lineage: Eukaryota; Fungi; Ascomycota; Eurotiomycetes; Eurotiales; Aspergillaceae
Product: 2,4,5-trihydroxytoluene oxygenase
Exons: 1
Coding region: 1-1083 (360 amino acids)
Biological process (GO): L-methylmalonyl-CoA metabolic process
Cellular component (GO): mitochondrion
Molecular function (GO): methylmalonyl-CoA epimerase activity
Source: RefSeq, a predicted model, not a curated record